Melitaea cinxia (Glanville fritillary) is the source of this 3243-nucleotide messenger RNA. It is a transcript of the gene Lpin, whose product is annotated as phosphatidate phosphatase LPIN3. Gene Ontology annotation, cellular component: nucleus. Gene Ontology annotation, molecular function: transcription coactivator activity; phosphatidate phosphatase activity. The transcript is spliced from 16 exons. Bases 361 to 3210 code for a protein of 949 amino acids. Gene Ontology annotation, biological process: fatty acid catabolic process; cellular response to insulin stimulus; triglyceride biosynthetic process. Lineage: Eukaryota; Metazoa; Arthropoda; Insecta; Lepidoptera; Nymphalidae. The record is from RefSeq and is a predicted model, not a curated record.
UAAUCGUUUUGUAGCUAUCGUUUACCGACGCACCCACCAUGUUCAUUGAGCAUCAGCAGUGUAAAAGUAUACUCGGUCCUCUUAGCACGCGUUCGUUUGAAUUUCGCUAGUCUCACUGAGUCGUGCGCGAAUUCGCACAUUUAAUUAUUGACGAACAUUUUGAUAAGUGUUUUGUUACUAUAUUUAUUCAGAUCACUUUGGAUUCAGGUACCUUGCUUGAAUGAAAUUGCCUGAAUUCGACAUGGGGUAAAAUUGGUGAAUCCUUUGCUUUAAAUUUUAACAAGGACUUUAAAGACGUAAUUUAGUUAAGUUACUAAUCAAAGUUUCUGUGGACUGUGAAAGUGUGUACAAGUGACAGCCAUGUCUUCUAUGAACUAUAUUGGUAAAUUCUUCGCGAACUUUUACGAAUUUUACAAUGAGAUAAAUAGUGCAACGCUGACGGGGGCUAUAGACGUUGUAGUAGUGGAACAACCCGAUGGCAGCUUCACCUGCUCGCCCUUCCACGUUCGCUUCGGAAAACUUGGUGUUCUGCGUUCCAGGUUUAAAGUGGUGGACUUGGAACUAAACGGGGAACCCUUAAACAUCCACAUGAAACUAGGUGAGUCCGGGGAAGCGUUUUUCGUCGAAGAAGUUGGCGAAGAUGAAGCUGAGUGCUCGGCUCAUCUCGCCACCUCGCCUAUACCCGCUUCGCGUUUCGACGAGUUGUAUGAACCGCGGCGAAGAAACUCCCUGUCCGCUGUCGAACCGGAUCACGGACAAGCGUCUGAUUACACUAAAAGAAGAUAUACAGCUGAUGGAAAAACGAUGCAGAAACCUGAUUUAAGUAAAAUAAAAAAUAAGAUAGAUGACACUAGUAGAAAUAGUGAUAAUGAAAAUGAGGCUCUCUUCGAGAUGGACGGCUUGAACGAGGGAUCGUCCGACUGGACUGACUCGAAACCAAAGACGUUCGCGGCCACGCAGCUCGGCGCGGCGGGCAGCGAAGCGAGUCAAACAGUACAAAAAAUAAGCGAACACAACGACUUCCGGCCAAUAGAAGCGGCGCCCAACCCGGACGAAUUCAAAACAAACGGCAACGGCAAAAAGAAAAAGAAGACACGGAAAGCGAGCUCAAAGAAGAAGCACCAAAGAAAAUCUUCGACUAGUUCAAUUUCUAGUCAAUCCGAUCUCACCGGCUGCGAGCAGCGCGGCUCCCAGCCGACUGCUAUACCCAACGCCACCGACAUGAACUUCUUUAAUGAUCCCGAAAUCUCAACAGCAACCCUUAGCGAAGAGUUGUCCAACAUGAAGCUGAGCGGUGACAAUCGUAUCCCGUUGGCGCUAUCCGACACGGCGUUCGAGGUGCGCGCCGCCUCCAGACACUCCAAGGAGUGUCACGGGACGCCCGUGCAGUCGGACACGGAGGUGGAGCUGGCGCGAGCCGCCGCGCCCGGCGACAAGGGCUCGCAGUCGUGGCGCUGGGGCGAGCUGCCCGAGCCGCCCGUGCGGGGCGCCGAGUCGCCCGAGUCGCCCGCCUCGCCCGCCUCUCCCGCCUCGCCCGCCUCGCCCGCCUCGCCCGACCCGCCCGCCUCGCCCGCCGAGCCGCUCAGCUCCGACGAGGAGCGCACCGGGCGCCGCGGCGUGCUCAGCGGCAUGUUCCGCUUUAUGUCCACCCGAGAGGCGACCGACACCGCGCCCGAGGGCGUCUACCUGGACGAUCUCGACCGCGGGCAAGUCGAUCCCGAUUUGUAUUUCCCGAAACAUCAUGCGGAAAAAUACCGCUCAGGCGGUGGAAGCGCAGGCGUGUCCGGUGGACCGACCGAGGAGGAGUACGAGUCCGGAAACGGACCGUCUCUGCCUCAGUCGCCCAACUCCGCCUCGCUCGACGCACCCGCGCUCGACUCCGACGACGACGAGAAACUUCUUGCUAAGGGGCAGGUGUCGGUGAUGGCGCGCGAGGGCGCGGUGUCACGCGCGCUGAGCUACGAGGAGUUCUGCGCGCGCGGCGCGGCGCUGGCGGGCGCGGAGCAGCUGGAGGUGCGGCUGGGCGCGCGCCGCCUACCCUGGCGCAGCGCCGGCCCGCUGCUGCUGUCGCUGCUGGCCUACCGCCGCCCGUUGCCCGCACGUGUGCUUGAAGAACUGGAGAAGGGAGAAAAAGAAGACACGGCAAGCCGCGCGGACGAGGCCAGCGAAGCCAAGCCGCGCUACUCGUGGUGGAGUUGGCGACGCUCCAACCAGGAUAAGAGAUCUGAAUCAUCACAACCUAAAGAUGAAGAAUUGAAGGAUUCAAGUGUGCCACAAGACGAAGUAACCAAAAUUAUUGCGAAGACUGAACCAAUUUAUGAAGACAAAGUUGAUGAUUGGGUUAACAAAAUAGAAAAGGAAGUGCCAAUCGAAGAACCACCGAAAUCUUACGAUGCAAUUGACUCUAGUGAAACUGUGCCCGUAUGUUCCAAUGCGGGCGCGCAGGAGAGCUCGUCGGAGUCGGAGCACGAGCGCGACGCGCGCCGCAGCGCCGCCUUCCGCAAGACGCUGCGCCUCUCCUCCGACCAGAUCAAAAAUUUAAAUUUACGCGAGGGCAUGAACGAGAUGGUGUUCAGCGUGACGACCGCCUACCAGGGCACCACGCGCUGCAAGUGCAACGUGUUCCGCUGGCGCUACGACGACAAGGUCGUCAUCUCCGACAUCGACGGGACCAUCACCAAGUCUGAUGUUCUUGGCCAUAUUUUCCCUCUUGUUGGAAAAGAUUGGGCGCAGUCUGGUGUAGCACAACUCUUCACCAAAAUCAAGAACAACGGCUACCAGCUUCUUUAUCUGUCUGCGAGAGCCAUCGGUCAAGCCAGGGUAACUCGAGAAUAUCUGCGUUCGAUCAGACAAGGAGAACUCUGCCUACCAGACGGACCACUGCUCUUGAACCCCACUUCUCUUCUGCGCGCUUUCCACCGAGAGGUCAUUGAGAAAAAGCCGGAAGAGUUUAAGAUUCAGUGUUUAGCCGAUAUAAAGGCGCUGUUCCCACCUGGCUCGAACCCUUUCUACGCCGGUUAUGGCAACAGAGUUAACGAUGUUUGUGCAUAUCAAGCCGUCGGCAUUCCGAUAGUGAGGAUAUUCACUAUCAACUACAAGGGCGAACUCAAGCAUGAAUUGACACAAACAUUCCAGUCCACUUACCACGUGCAAAGUGACAUGGUCGAUGAUUUAUUUCCGCCACUGAAAUGUGAUAAAACUAUUAGCUAGCGCGAAAUUUAGGUGUUUAGUGUAGACUUGAAU